Molecule: messenger RNA, 1880 nt
Organism: Thalassophryne amazonica
Lineage: Eukaryota; Metazoa; Chordata; Actinopteri; Batrachoidiformes; Batrachoididae
Product: GATA-binding factor 6-A-like
Exons: 6
Coding region: 275-1753 (492 amino acids)
Biological process (GO): positive regulation of transcription by RNA polymerase II; epithelial cell differentiation; negative regulation of transcription by RNA polymerase II
Cellular component (GO): nucleus
Molecular function (GO): DNA-binding transcription factor activity, RNA polymerase II-specific; RNA polymerase II cis-regulatory region sequence-specific DNA binding; zinc ion binding
Source: RefSeq, a predicted model, not a curated record
CGACGCGGUUCACAGCAGUGGAUGUUGAGAAGGCGUGAAAUGACGAAUCAAAUUAAGACGUUUGGAGACGGGAACGAGGCUGCGCGUUCACCAUGAAAUAUCGCGUAUAAACCACGAAGGGGAAUUUGGAUCCAAAUGUUUAACGCGUUUGAGGCUUUAACUUUACGCCACAUUUUCUUCCCUAAUUCCAGAUUUUUAUUUUUUUCCUAUGACAGGGCAGACUGCACCCUGAAGUUUUUUAUUAAUCCACACGGUGUAUGGAAAGUGCUCCUGGAUGGACCUGGGCGAACACAGCUGGUCCAUGGUCAAGCGAGAAGCAUCCAGCAGCCCCGGCUCACCGGCUGAUCACACCUACCUGUCCGGUGACAGCAGGAGGGACGGGUCCGCCUCCGAUGAGCUGAGGACACCGGCGCCUCCGAGCGACCUUGACGCACUGGGGCACCGUAGAUCGCUACACUCCUACGUGCACUUCGGACACCAUAACGCCACCCUGACCGCCUCCGAGGACAUGCCGCUGUUCACGGAUUUAGACCAGGGCGGCAAACUGGUCCUCUCCGGCAGCGCGCACAAGGCAGGCCUGCUGGUGGACCCGACCGACAUGUACCAAACCCUGGCCAUUGCCGCGGCGCAGAGCCAAACUGGAUAUGAUUCCUCCGGGGGUUACAUGCACUCCAACCCCAACUCCCCCGUGUACGUGCCCACCUCCCGCGUGAGCCCCAUGAUAACCAGCCUCUCAUACCUGCAAGCCAGCGGUUCUGCGCAGCCGAGCCACGGCGUCUCCAGCCAUUCGGUGUGGUCGCAGUCGACCCCGGAGAGCCCGUCCUACAGCACCGGGAGCCCGCACACCUCCAGCCGCUUCCACUACCCCCCGAGCCCGCCUAUGAACAACGGGACUCCGCGGGACAGCGGCUACAGCAACACGCUGAACAUGAGCAGCCGAGACCAGUACGGCCUGUCCCGGCCUCUGAGCGGGACCUACCCGAGUCCCUACUCCCCGUACGUGGCUCCGCAGCUGUCCCAGCUGCCCUCUCCGUGGAGCGGCGGGGCUUUUGAGAACACGAUGCUGCACACGCUGCAGAGCAGAGGAGCGCCGCUGAUCCGAGGACCAAACGGAGUUCCAGAUUUUCUCGACGAUAUGGGAGAGAGCAGAGAGUGCGUAAACUGCGGCUCCAUGUCCACGCCGCUGUGGAGGCGCGACGGCACCGGACACUUUCUGUGCAACGCCUGCGGCCUGUACAGCAAAAUGAACGGGCUGAGCAGACCGCUGAUUAAACCUCAUAAACGGACGUCGACGUCCAGGAGAAUCGGCCUGUCGUGCGCAAACUGUCAAACCAGCACAACCACCCUGUGGCGCAGGAACGCGGAGGGGGAGCCGGUGUGUAACGCGUGUGGACUCUACACAAAAUUACACGGGGUGCCUCGACCUCUGGCCAUGAAGAAAGAAGGUAUCCAGACCAGAAAAAGAAAACCGAAAACUUUGAAUAAAACAAAAGGCUCCUCUGGAAACAGCAGCGCUGUGUCUAUGACCCCAACGUCCACAUGUUCAUCCAAUUCAGAGGAUUGCUCCAAAACCAGCUCUCCGUCUGCACAAGUGUCAGGGGUCAGUUCCUCUGUGCUGUCCAGUCCGACAGAGGGAACAGGCUCCGGCUCAGCCGUGAAGUACUCAGGACAGGACGGCCUAUACGGUCUGUCGCAGCCGUCAGACGUGGCUUCAGUGCGGGGUGAACCGUGGUGCCCCAUGGCCCUGGCUUGAACACCCAAAUCUUUUUUGGAGGACAUCAAUCUGACCCCUGUGCCUGGAUCCAGUGCCGAGGCCUCCAAUGGCCACUUUUGCUUCCCGGCCAGUGUGAGCUGGAAUCGAGUGUGGAAUAUCUGGAAUA